AUGGCUGAAAAACAUCGUCGCCGCGAGCAUCAAAACAUCGCAAGUGGAGGAGGUUCAUCAUCAAGAGGAACACAACGAUCAAAUUCGUCACCAAGUUUCCUCAAUUCUAUUGACACACUUGGCGCACCACAAACAUCCCUUGAUGCUUCGUCAUCAUCACACCGACCACUUGGUACUCAUUCUCCUCAUGCGUCCUUAGCAAUCUCGAGCAAAGUCAAUGCUCCUGAUGGUCCUGCCACUGGACGCGUUGGAAACAAACCAAUCGUGUACGUACCAAAACCGUCGCAAGAUGAAGGAAGAAAGGUCAAGGAUCAUAAGCCGGCAACCACUUCUAAGUCAGCCAGAGGAAGCUCGCCCACCCCUUUACUUGACAACAAACCUCAAGAUACAGGACCGCUACAUAAUCUCAGGUAUUUAAAGUGGUAUAUGAGACCUCGAUCCAAUGCCGAAAAUCUUGAGCCUCGUGAGAGACAAGCUCAACAACACCUCCGAGGUCGUCUCAAUAGAGGUGCGCUUUGUAUAAACACUCACUUUCCUAAAGAAGAUGAGGAAAGCUACAGUAAAAGCACGCAAGAAAGAAUCGACUCUCCCAAGCCAAGCAGAUUCAAAGAACCCUCUUCUAGGAAUAAGAUUCAGGAUUCGACCGUAAAAUCCGCUCCGAAAACCAAGCCGACUUCGACUACAAAGUCAAGUUCGACUACGAUAACCACUUCUAAAGAUAAGUAUCAAGAUUCGACCACAAAGCCUGCUGUGAUAACAGAGUCGAGUUCAACUGCGAAGCUCACUGGAAAUUUCAAGUCUGACGCUCCGCAAAAAUCUCAGAAUUUACCUUUGAAGCAGAACAAUCAAAGUUCCGAGACAUCACUUGCUACAAAGUAUUAUCGAGAAUUAUAUCUACCUUCAAUUGGACAAAUUUCAUGCAUUAACAAAAUAAAAGAACCUGUUGGUCCGGCAUUGGAAUCAUUAGCCCCAAAGAUGGGAUCUUCUCUUUCAGCUCCAAAGGAUUUGUCGUCAACACCGACAUCCGCACCUGCUCUGGCAGAAGCAAAAGGUGGAUCUGUCCUUACAGCAAGUUAUUCGUCUGUGUCUGGCCCCAAAGAAAAUACAUCAUUCCAAACUCCUGGUGCUGUACCGUAUAAUUUGACGCCUUCUCCUCCUGACAGUGGACAAGAAAGUGAUUACCGUGGGCCAUAUGGUGGACGUUCAACUUCUCCGUCUGACAAUGGUUUCAAUAUUGUUUCUGAGUCUCCCACGGCUCUGGAACUUGGACUGACUUCAGUUCCGGCCAAUGAAAAGACCACAAUUCAGGAAACUAAAGCGGCGUCUCCAGUUGCCGAAAAACACAGUCCCGACAGGCGAAAUUCGAUCGAUACAAAGAUGCAGGACACGGGAGGUAUAGCACAGUCUCCGAAGGUUGUCAACCACGCGACUCCUUUGAAUUCUGAAACUGAGAGACCAGGAUCGCACAUUCGGCCCGACGAAGAGAUGCAAUAUUUGAUUGAUUUGACAGAACUAAACGUGAUCACUGGUGCAGCUUCUCCGGCUUCCAACAACCCCACCGCACACACUCAAUCUGACGAAGAAAUACGGGACGCAAUUGAUUUGACUGGAGAGGAAGAAAUGCGGGAUGCAAUUGAUUUAACUGGAGAGGAUGAACAGGUACAGAAAUCAAUUGAGCAGGACGAAGAUAUGCCGGAUUUAAUGGAAGAUGCGCAGAGCAACACGGAGUACCGUCCAGGAAGAGCAAAUGUUACGAGCUCUUCAAUCUUCAGACCUGCCGGUUUCGCGGAAUCGGAGGUAAGAUCUGAGCCAGAGCCAGAGCCAGAAGCUGAAACUGAGGUUGUGCAACGUAAAUUCGAAGAGCAGGUUACAAUCGAUUUAACUCUGUCUCGAUCACCCACACCCAAGCUCGACGAUUUGCCACGGCAUAUUAAUCAAAUCAGUGCUGACCUUGCCUCCUCCAGAAUCAAUCAAGUCGUCGCAGGAAGGGACCGGGUUUCUGCACAUGAAAAUCGUUACCAGAAUAGUGAUGGGCGCGCUACUUCUCCAGACCUUGUAGGACUUAUGCCAAACGACAAGGCUCAAAUUGAUAAUCCCAUCAAAGACGAAUUCUUUGAAAAUCAAAAUGAAUUGCAAGUUGUUGCAUCCCUGGAGGACAAUGGACAAAGCAGCAAACCUGCAAACGACGGACUUCCAAGAAAAAGCUCCGGCCGUAACCAGAGAAUUCCUAUACAAUCAACAUCAUCUGCUAAGCAUGUUGGUGUCGUUCAAUCCGAGACUGAUGACUCCGUUGAGGCUAGUGCAUCUGCUCAGGGCGACGCAAUGGAAAUUGAUGAAAGUACUGAGAUUGGCACACCCGUCGAGGCUGCUACACCUGGUGAAGCAAAAAAGAAACGCAAAGGUAAACGCGGAGGUAAAGGAAAAGGCAAAGGUAAAGGUGUUGCCAAGAGUGCCGAUGAUCAAAAUACUAUGCACUUCGACGAUCGACGACUCGGUUCUGAUCUCGCUCAGAUUCCUAGCGAUUCUGAGCAGGACCCUUUCAAAGACCAAAGUGAUAGGAUCAUGAGUGAGGCAGAAGUCAAACAAGCAAUUCUGGACGCCCUAACCGUUCCGGUCUUUCCAAAGGCUCCACCAAAAUCUAUGGUCACUGACGAGAAAGCUUAUAAAUUGGCCGAGGAAGGAGAAUACUUUACUUUGUCGCAUGCACUAUUCAGUGUGGUUCCCAAGGAAGUGUAUGACCGAGUUUGGAAGGAUGAAUACGAACGUCCACAAAUCAGCUUGUCGAGCAAGACACCUAAAUGGAUUCGUCCUCUCGAUCCUACAAUUAAACACCCAGCCAAGCCGGAAACUGAUUCUGCUGAGUUGAUCAAGGUUUUAUGCGAAAUUGAGAAGUUAUUGAUUUCUGUUUGGAUUGGAGUUGAGGCGAUUGUUGUUGUAUUGUAUUCUGAGCUUGAUGACAAAUUUACCUCACGCGACCUCGAGGAGUAUUUUCGUGUCUACCAAGUGCAGAUCUACGAUGGAUGGACCGAUCUUCAUGCACACCUCGUCACAUUGGCUGAUUGGAAGGAUCGAUAUUUUGCAAUUACCAAUAUCAAGAAGCGAGCUGCUCGUCCCAACGCCGAUCCAUACGCUCGUCUUUUUACAAUCAAGAACCCAUCUGAUCUACUCUUCUACGGAACCAUGGAAUAUCUCAAAGCUAUGCAAGCUGCAAUGAAAGCUGCUCAAGACGCAAAUGAUUGUGUGAUGAUGAAAGGCCCCAAAUGGAAGCAUAUGAUCAAAAUGGACAAAGCUGUUAUGGGCAAGGAAUUUAGCAAGUGCCUUGACGGAUUGAGAAUGUUUAAUUCAUACGUCAGAAAGAGAGACUGGGAUGUUCCGGGUGCGCAUGAAGAUGACGCACUUCCUCCUAUGAUCGCUUCGAAGCUAGCUACCAAGAAUGAGUCCAAGCAAGUCUCGUCUAAGGGGAAGGAAGUUGCUGUUGAAGAUGUUUUCCAAGAGAACUCUGGUGAUCUGAGUGAUGGCGAUCCACCAGGAUAUUACGAGGCGCCAUCGAAGUACAAGAGAAAGCAAAUUGCUGUUGAGGAUGAUACCGAAGAGACAUCUGGCGAUGUAAGCGACGGCGAUCCACCCUACUACGAGGAAGACGACGACAAAGACAAUGAUUACGUCGAGGCUCGUUCUCACCGCCGUCGCAGUGGCCCCAAGCUCUUAGUACAACCACCCACUCCUACUAACAGACGUGUUUCCGGUGCUAUUGCCUCUUCGUCUUCUCGCCGCGUUUCAUCAAGCAACAAGAUGAAACUCGACAAUGGAAACAAGGCUUCAUCUACUGACUGUUUUUCUCGUCAUCUUUCAACCAAGGAUUGUAUGAAACGAAACAAUGGACGUGGAGCUUCAUCCGGUAGUAAUGCAAUGGAUUCGAGCGAUGAAUUUCCCAGAGGUCGUUCUCUUCACCGCGCCGGUUCCAUCGCAACUCCAGCUUCUAUGAAGACUGUCAAAAAAGGAGCAAAGCGACUUAUGGUUGAGAUCGGUCCGAGCUCGAGCCCCAAAGACCCCAGGGAUUAUUUCGAGACACCAUAA
Molecule: messenger RNA, 4077 nt
Organism: Botrytis sinoallii
Lineage: Eukaryota; Fungi; Ascomycota; Leotiomycetes; Helotiales; Sclerotiniaceae
Exons: 5
Coding region: 1-4077 (1358 amino acids)
Source: RefSeq, a predicted model, not a curated record